UUUUCUCUCCCGAAAGAAGUGAGACCGAUAUACAGCACUUCCGGUCAGUGAUGGCGGCCUCCGUCGGGCUAGUAACGGGAUUUCGGUUCUUGUGUCGAAGACUGCGACUUCCAAAACAGGAAAUUAGAUGUGCGCAUGCCAGUCGAAGUUCUGGGAAAUGUGGGACUUUGCUUGUGGCGGGUAUUGGACAGGGCGCCUGGGGCGCAGCAGCACGCCUGCACACGGGGAGCGUUUUCUGCUCUCUCCCCCCAGCUAUCACAGUCACAGACGAAGCAGAUGUGCUGUAUAGGAAAGUGGAGGUUCUUGUGAAGGGACAUGACAAGGCGGUUCUGGACAGCUAUGAGUUUUUCACCACCAUGGCUGCUCAGGAGCUCGGGGUCACUAUAGGUCAAGUUUAUGAACCCAAAAAGAAGAUAGAGAGACUGACCGUCCUUAAGUCUGUUCACAUCCACAAGAAGCACAGGGUGCAGUAUGAGAUGAGGACACACUACAAGUGUAUAGAGUUUUUACGGUUAACAGGUUCUACUGCAGAGGUGUUUCUAGAGUACAUUCAGCGUAACCUGCCUGAAGGGGUUGCAAUGGAGGUGACUAAGACUGCAAUAGAAAAGAUCCCAGACCACAUCCUGGAGCCACUGUGGAACUCCACCCCCCAGAAAGAACAAUCCAGCCAAUAAGGAGCAAGAAGGCAGGGCAAUGCAACAGACCUUCACAGUGUCAUGUCAGGGAUUGGACAGACAAAAUGUACAUUCAGUGCUGGGCUAAGCUAAAGGUGUGCUGUUAAGAAAUACCCUCAUCAUUUCAGUACUUCAAAUUCCAUCAAAGGGCAAAGUUCAGCUUUUGGAGUUAAAAUUGUCUGUAGUUCCUGAAAAGGCAAAAAUUCCAAUGUCAUAUUGAUGUUAGUAGUGUGUUGUAUAAAUAAUUCUGAUUCAAUAAAAUGUUUUCACUUCGUUUUCACAGU
Messenger RNA from Brienomyrus brachyistius, 958 nucleotides. It is a transcript of the gene mrps10, whose product is annotated as mitochondrial ribosomal protein S10. The record is from RefSeq and is a predicted model, not a curated record. Bases 51 to 674 code for a protein of 207 amino acids. Gene Ontology annotation, biological process: translation. Lineage: Eukaryota; Metazoa; Chordata; Actinopteri; Osteoglossiformes; Mormyridae. The transcript is spliced from 6 exons. Gene Ontology annotation, molecular function: structural constituent of ribosome. Gene Ontology annotation, cellular component: mitochondrial small ribosomal subunit; ribosome; mitochondrion.